AUGAAGGACGAUGAGAAGACGGGAGAGAUGGAGGAGUUUAAAUAUCUAUGGAUGGAGAGAAGGGACGAUUGGGAAUCCAUUGGAGAGGAAAAUCUGACAGUUGGAAAGGGAGAUCCGACAGAUUUGAUUCGGAAUCGGGAGGAUCUUCAAGGAAUCAGCCAAAAAUGGGGAACAAGAACACCACCUUCCCCUCCCCCACAAUCGAUGCAGAAUUUCCUUUGGGAAGCAAUUGCUUGCUCCAAGCGUGACAGAUUUGAAUCCCAAAUCUUCCAUGCCAAUGGUUAUAAAUGGAAAUUAGCCCUGUAUCCCUCUGGAAAUGUGGAAAUAAAUGGGUCAUCGGAUCAUAUUUCCCUCUAUUUGGUAUUGGCUGAGGAUGACAUUUUGCCAAUUUCAUCACCAGCUUCAGAAGAAGUCAGUGCUGUGUUUACUUUUCUUAUUCAUGAUAAUCUUAGGGACAAAUAUUUGGCGAUUCAAGAUGGGAAAUUUAGACGCUUUCAUUCCAUGAAAACAGAGUGGGGGUUUGAGAAGUUGAUUCCACUUGAAUAUUUCAAUGAUGCCUCCAAUGGGUUGUUGGUUGGUGAUUGUUGUGCCUUUGGAGUGGACAUUUUUGUAAAGAAAUGUGAUGGUGGGAAGGGGGAGGACUUUUCCAUAACCAAGCAACCAAAAGACAACAAAUAUACCUGGAAAAUCAACAACUUUCCACAAAUACCUGAUGAGAAUUUUUAUCAGUCUGAUCCUUUUACAAUUAACAACUACAAUUGGAGGAUGUGCUUGUAUCCAAAACGAGACGGCCCUUUAUCUUUGUAUAUGAUCUUUGAUAGUUCCAAAGAGAUUCCUCAAGGCUCUGAAGUGAAAUUAGCUCUCUAUCCUAAUGGAAAUGAGAAAAGAAACGGCUCCGGUCACAUCUCCCUCUAUUUGGUGAUGGCUGGUAAUGACAUUUUAUCAACUGUUUCAGGAGUUAAUGUUGUGUUUACCCUACUUGUGUAUGACAAGCUGAGAGACAAAUAUUUAACGGUCCAAGGUAAAGGUUGGGUCGUCGGCGGUGAAGAAAACAGUUCUGGUAUUUCGAAUAUCGUCAUGUCAUUGAGCGAUCUCAAGAAUCCAACGAAGGGCUUUAUUAGCAAUGAUACUCUGAUAGUUGAAGUGAAAAUGAAUGCUAUCUCUACCUUAAAAAAGCUUUCGUAG
This is a messenger RNA of Momordica charantia (bitter melon), 1185 nucleotides long. The record is from RefSeq and is a predicted model, not a curated record. Lineage: Eukaryota; Viridiplantae; Streptophyta; Magnoliopsida; Cucurbitales; Cucurbitaceae.